GACGCAUUGUCAAAGUAGUGGUAUCGCCUCUCGGUGUACAUACGCGCGAGGUAGGACUAUCGUGUUCCGCGAUUUUCGAGUGAAAUACGCAAAGGAAUUAUUGUCAACAAACGAUGGAGGCCGGUGCGAGUACGGGUACUCGUACGACACGGUUUAUGAUGGAGGGCGUCGGCGCCCGAGUGAUUCGUGGACCGGAAUGGAAAUGGGGAAAACAGGAUGGUGGAGAAGGUCAUGUAGGAACUGUUAGAAAUUUCGAAUCACCAGAAGAGGUUGUAGUUGUCUGGGACAAUGGUACAGCAGCUAAUUAUCGAUGUUCCGGAGCUUUUGAUCUGCGUAUAUUAGAUUCUGCACCAACGGGAGUGAAGCAUGAUGGCACAAUGUGUGAUACUUGUCGCCAGCAGCCGAUCUUUGGCAUAAGAUGGAAGUGCGCUGAAUGUGGCAACUACGAUCUUUGUUCCAUUUGCUAUCAUGGUGAUAAACAUCACUUGCGACAUAGAUUUUUUCGUAUUGCUACACCAGGAAGUGAAAGAGUUCUCUUAGAGCCUCGUAGGAAAAGCAAAAAGAUUGCAAUUCGUGGUAUAUUUCCUGGUGCACGAGUUGUACGAGGCGUGGAUUGGCAGUGGGAAGAUCAAGAUGGUGGAAAUGGUCGGCGGGGAAAAGUUAAUGAAAUACAAGACUGGUCUGCAGCUAGCCCACGGUCAGCAGCUUAUGUUAUCUGGGAUAAUGGUGCCAAAAAUUUGUAUAGAGUUGGAUUUGAAGGAAUGGCUGAUUUAAAAGUGGUCAAUGAUGCAAAAGGACAAACGGUAUAUAGAGAUCAUUUGCCAUUACUGGGUGAGCAAGGUCCAGGUCGGACAGGACCUCACGGUCUACAAAUUGGUGAUCAGGUUAAUGUCGAUUUGGAAUUAGAAAUUGUACAAUCAUUACAACAUGGCCACGGAGGCUGGACAGAUGGAAUGUUUGAAUGCCUGGGCACUACAGGAACGGUCGUCGGUAUCGAUGAAGAUCAUGACAUUGUUGUUUCUUAUCCAAGUGGUAAUCGAUGGACUUUUAAUCCUGCUGUGCUCACUAAAGUUCAGAUACCCGUCCCUGUUACUUCAAGUACCGACAAUCAAAUAUUUGCUGUUGGAGAUUUGGUUCAAAUAUGUCAUGAUAUAGAAAAAAUUAAACUACUUCAGCGUGGCCAUGGGGAAUGGGCAGAAGCAAUGGCUCCAACAUUGGGAAAGAUAGGUAGAGUCCAGCAGAUAUAUCACGAUGGAGACUUAAAAGUAGAAGUUUGUAGUACAUCAUGGACAUAUAAUCCUCAAGCUGUUACAAAAGUGGCUAGUAGCGACGGAAGUGUCCCAGGAAAUAGUAGUGGUGAACGAUUAUCAGCACUAUUAAAGAAAUUAUUCGAGACACAUGUGUCCGGUGACGUCAAUGAAGAAUUAGUAAAAACGGCAGCAAAUGGCGACGCUGGUAAAUGCGAAGAGUGUUUAAAACGACCAGAAGCCGAUGUUAACGGUGUAUUUGCCGGCCAUACUGCCUUACAAGCUGCGAGUCAAAACGGUCAUUUAGAAGUUAUUAAAAUUCUUCUCCGGUUCAACGCGGAUGUUGAAAUGGAAGACAAAGAUGGUGACAGAGCGGUACAUCACGCUGCCUUUGGAGAUGAGCCAGGUGUUAUGGCACUUCUCGCUGGUGCCGGCGCCGACCUAAACGCUCGAAAUAAAAGACGUCAGACUGCUCUUCACAUUGCGGUUAAUAAAGGACACGCUGGUGUUGUGCGAACUCUGUUGGAAUUAGGCUGCCAUCCAAGUCUACAGGACUCCGAAGGUGACACACCUCUUCACGACGCGAUCUCUAAGAAACGGGAUGACAUGUUGGCUCUGUUGUUGGACCACGCCGCAGACAUCACCCUCACCAACAACAAUGGCUUCAACGCUCUGCACCAUGCUGCUCUUCGUGGCAACCCAAGUGCGAUGAGAGUCCUGCUAUCAAAGUUGCCGCGACCCUGGAUCGUCGACGAGAAGAAAGACGAUGGGUACACUGCCCUUCACUUGGCUGCCCUCAAUAAUCACGUGGAGGUCGCAGAGCAACUGGCACGCGCCGGAAAGGCCGAUCUGGACCUCCAGAACGUGAACCUGCAGACAGCUCUGCAUUUAGCAGUUGAGCGACAACAUACGCAGAUCGUCCGGCUAUUGGUUCGCGAAGGCGCGAAUCUUAACGUCGCCGAUAAGGACGGGGACACGCCUUUGCACGAGGCCCUUCGACAUCACACGCUGUCGCAACUGCGGCAGCUGCAGGACGUGCAGGACGUCGGACGGCUGCUGAUGGGUCUGGGUACUCAAGGCCAGGACAAGAAGAGCAGCUCCUUUAUUGCGUGUUUUCUCGCGGCGCACGGUGCCGACUUGGAGCUGAAAAACAAAAAGGGCCAAACGCCUUUAGAUCUUUGUCCAGAUCCAAAUCUCUGCAAGACUCUCACCACCUGUCACAAGGACAAGGAAUCACACGACAUCGAAGCCAUCGUCCCAUCGGCGGCGAUCGACGAGUGUCUCGUAUGUUCCGAUGGCAAACGGGAGAUGUUGUUCAGUCCCUGUGGACACGUGGCUUGUUGUAACGCCUGUGCACCGAGGGUGAAGAAAUGUCUGAUUUGUCGUGAGAAUGUUCUUUCUCGAGUGAAGAUCGAAGAAUGCGUGGUGUGUUCGGAUCGCAAGGCGGGCGUGCUGUUCCGUCCGUGUGGGCACAUGUGCGCCUGCGAGAGCUGCGCGGCCCUGAUGAAGAAGUGCGUGCAAUGCCGAUCCCAGAUACUGCACAUGGUACCACUCUCGGUCUGCUGCGGCGGCGGCGGUGAUGUCACCUACGUGAAGGGGUGCAACACCUCAGGAACAAUAGUCGAAGUCAAGGCGGAUCCCGAGGAGGAGCCGACGCCCUCGAACAACACCGUGGCUGGGGAAGCUCUUCUAAUGAACAACGGCAGCCGAGAUACUUCCCACAGCGACAUACAAAAACUACAGCAGCAAUUGCAGGACAUCAAGGAGCAGACCAUGUGCCCGGUUUGUCUGGAUCGUCUGAAAAACAUGAUCUUCCUGUGCGGACACGGCACCUGCCAAAUGUGUGGCGACCGGAUGUCGGAGUGUCCAAUAUGUCGCAAGUCGGUGGACAAACGUAUUCUGCUCUACUAAAAAUAAAAGACUGCCACCGACCGCGCAUUGCGCGUCGGAAUUUUCCGAGGACAAUUGUAUGAUGGACAAAUUAUAAUCCACGACAUGUCGCGAGGGGAAACGUCUCCUCUUGCGCUCCAUUUACAACAACAGCGUUAUGCCAGCCUGCAUAGCAACGUUAUUUAAAAAAUUACGAUAUUUUCAAUGGUAUAACAAUGAAAAUAUUAAAUGACGCUCUCCGAGCUGAUUCAUAGGUAAAGAUAUAAUAUAUCGAUAAUAUAUCGAUAAUGAUCGCGAUAAGUACGCACAAUUAUUAUUUAUUAUUUGUAUUUUUAAUAAGGGAAACUUGUUACAUGAUAGAUGAUAUAUUAUGCUGUUGAAGUUGCUUUUCAUAUAUAGUCGUAUGACUCUUAACAUACAAUUGUAACAUAUUUCCGGUAAGCUUCCUUUAUUUACCAUUAUCAUUUAUUAAUACUGUUGUCUUUCUGCAUAAUUAAAAAUUCAAAAAACGCUCAGUAAACAUUAGAAAGUUCUUCCGAAUAUCUAUUAUUAAUAAGAAUAGUGGUUUUAUAUCCAUCUCAAAUAAUUGUCACAUCGAUUGCCAAAAUCAUAAGCAAGAUAUCGCAUUUGAUUUGAUUUUUCAAAGUAUUAAAAUGAUAGCUGUCAUAAAAUAAUUUAUCAUUGUUGAUUAGACAUUAUUUCCUAAUAUAAUGUUAUUUAUGUUAAAAAAAUUAGUAAAAAUUGAUAAAAAUAUUUACAAUAUGAAUUUUCAAUUUCUUUUUUCAACUUCAAAAUUUAGUAAUUAUUUUGUUAACUACUGUAAUUAUAUUAAUUGAUUUAAAACAUACUGAUUUUUUAAGGCUUCAGUAUUUAAAAAAUAAAUGGUUUUUAAUAUAAGUAUUUUUUUAUAUUUGAUAAUAAUGAAGUAUAUAAAUAUAAAAAUAUAUAUUAUUUUAUAUAUUUAUAAAAAAAUUAAUCGUUUUGAGGAAUACUCUAGAUAUAUUACCAUAUAUUACAUUCAGCUUUCUAAAAAUAUAAGUUUGUUAUUGAUGAUUCUAUCGUAUACUUAACAUGAUACAGUCAUGUCUUUUGAAGCUGUGAAGGCAAUACUUCUUUUUUUUACAUUUUUUGUACAUAUUUCAUGUAACAGUGCUUUUACUUGUAUGAUUUUCGAAUAUGAGUAAGUUUUAUUUCAUUUUAUUUUAUUUUUAGUUCAUAUUGUGUUUAUUUAAUUAUUAAUUCAAUUUGAAAAGUUACUUGUAUUGGCAUAUAUUAUGACGAUAAAACUAUAACUGAUGCAUUUUAAAUGAAAAAUAUUAGACAAAAUUAAUAUGUAAAAAUAGAAGAAUUCAUAUUUGAAGACCAUUCCUAUUUUGAUAAUAUUUUUAUUUUAUUACCGUCUUGAGUUUUAUUUCAAUGAUCCAUAUAUUAAAUGAUCGUUAUAUAUAUAAUACGAAUUAUAAAUUAUGAAUACGAUAUUAGAAAUAAAAAUGUGACAACAGUCUAAGCCACGAUAAUUACAUCGCAAAUAUGUUCCAUACAGCGAAAAUUAUAUCAUUACAUUAUUGCUUUAAUGUAUUUUAUCUAAUAUAAUGAAAUAUAUAUGUAUAAAGGAAUUUUGUAUACAUAAAGUAUAUAAACUCGCCAUAUAAAUUUCUUUAUUAAAUGUUGUUGAAUGGAAUUGUAACUAAAUUAUAUGAUAAAUUAUUGUUCGUGGACUAAAAAUAAGUGUAAUAGACAUGAUGUAUGAAAAAUUAUUUAUUUUCAUCGAGGAUUUAAAUUUCAUAUACAUAGAGCCACAUUUAUGUUGAUAACUGAAUAUACACAUCUCUGCUCAUCUGCUUUCUUGAGUUGGAUAACAUACUCUCUUAAAAAUCUCUACAAAGGAAGUAGCGAAUUUACACGCAAGAUUUAGACAUCUAUUCCAGUCUCGUACCAUUAGCUAUCCCUAAAUCUGAAGACUGCACUGCGUCUUCCGUUAAAAGGAUUUUCCCAUUUUAUUUUAUGAACAAUUCGUAUAAAAUUUGACUAUCUCACGCAUUCGCACAACACUUUCGCAGCGUUAACGGCACUUAUGUUGUCCAAAAUUAGACCGAAUGCAUUGACGAGCCGUCAUAGAGAUUAUCUUGUACAGAAAAAUGAUUGAGUAUGAAAUAUAAUAAGAGUAUUCGCUUAACGAAGAAGAGAUAAAGAAGACGUGCAUUCAUAAUGUAAAUAUAUAGAGCGAUAAAAAAAACCGCGCUUCCGUUUCCAUGUACACGGGGCGUUGCUAAAUAAUUUACUAUGACCAGGCGCUAGGACAUGUGCAUAAGCAUAUAUAUCUCGAUAUUAUAUUAAAUAUUUUAAUUACAUUAAUUUAAUAGCUUUCUAAUUGUUCUCUGCUUCGUUAUUGAUAUUUAGUCAAUUACGACACUCGAGGUUGUCGCAGAGCUACAGAUUGCAUUACUUUAUCUUUUUUUUUUAACUUUUCCUUUGCGGUGUGAUCAAGUUAGAGUAUCAUUGAUUAGAGCUAAAUUUUACUUCUUCGAGACCCAUUUUACAUUAUAAUGAGACCCACUCCCAUUAUAACGAGUGGGCUACAAACAAGACAUAUCAAAUUUGUGUUUGAAUCCUGUCUAAUGGCAACGAAGCUUCGAUCAUGCUUUAUUUGUAUCAAUGGGUCGCAAAGAAAAAGCGCGCUUUCUUUAACAUUCAGAUGAUGAGUUUAGGUUAGGUGGAGAAAGUUUCUUGGUCCGAGUGAGACGAUCUAACUCCGCCGCCGCGUC
Solenopsis invicta (red fire ant) is the source of this 5902-nucleotide messenger RNA. RefSeq names its product E3 ubiquitin-protein ligase MIB1 (gene mib1). Lineage: Eukaryota; Metazoa; Arthropoda; Insecta; Hymenoptera; Formicidae. The record is from RefSeq and is a predicted model, not a curated record. The transcript is spliced from 15 exons. Gene Ontology annotation, biological process: protein ubiquitination. Bases 114 to 3158 code for a protein of 1014 amino acids. Gene Ontology annotation, molecular function: zinc ion binding; protein binding; ubiquitin-protein transferase activity. Gene Ontology annotation, cellular component: cytoplasm.